CAAUKAGAUAUCAGAUCUUUCUGGUUCAAACGUUUAGAAGACACAAAAAAAUUAAGGGACUCUAACCCGUUCCGAAACAGUUCAUUGAAGAAACCUAUUCUAGAAUCACCAUGCUACGGUCAUCCCCGUGUCGUCGACUCUUGUCGUCGACGCUGAAGUCCYCAACCCCCGCGAUGACGACGCCAAUAGCGAGCCGUGGUCUCUCAUCCUAUGCGGGAAGAAGAGUUAUGAGCGGUCGUACUCCGACCUUCAAGACGGCCACCCGAUCUCUCUCGAGCUUUGCCGAACCAGGRACUCUUUUCAACAGCGAUGUGAUGGAAAAAAUGAGAACGAAAGACGCUGACAAAGACUCACCCCUGCGAGCCGACAUUCGUGCAAUGGGAUCCAUCCUAGGACAGAUCGUCAAGGAUCACCACGGGGAAGAUAUUUUUCAAAAAAUCGAAGAACUGCGAGGGCUUUCAAAGGAGUGGCGAGCCGCAGGGGCCGGUCGUAAUCCUGAAAGUGCUCAAGACGCCGACAAAAUUUUUGCCGAGCUGACCAAGGCCUGCGCCAAGCUUAGCAACGAAGAAAUUUUGACCAUUGUCCGUGCCUUCAAUGGAUUUCUUUCGAUUGCAAAUGCAGGGGAAUCUCACCAUCGGAUCCGACGACUAAAUAUGGCCACACGGGAAGAAGCCCUGCCUGAUCGAUUUGAUUCCUGGUGAGUAAUAACUAAUUGAUCAAUCGACARGCUCCGCCAGCAGAAACGGAUGGAAUAGUGAAUACAAUGUUCUGCCCCAGGAAAAUAGAGGUUAAAGAAGGAGCUCGGAUUGUUUUUUACCCAGUUUGGAUUCCUAUUUUCGGGCAUUGCCUAAAUGUCGUUCUCACUAGAAGUAUUACUUUGAUUUCUUUUUCCMAAAAAAAUSCUGUUCGCAUUUUCYUUSACAAAUGUAGUGGGGGAGCAUUGAAAGCGCUUUUGCAAGAUGGGCACAGUCCCGAAGCAAUUUAUGACGCCCUCACGUCACAGCAAGUYGAGUUGGUUUUGACAGCACAUCCUACCGAGGUCAAUCGCCGUACUAUUUUGGAGAAGCAAAGACGCGUUCAAAGGGUAAGUUCAGUAGAAUGAGUGUGUAGAAGAGACUUGWAAUAAUAUUGUAACCUCACUUUUCAAUUUUACGGUCUCGGAAAAAUUGACGUUCAGCUCCUAACUAAGGCCGAUUAUCUACGAGAACGAAACAUUCCGUCCACUGGCUAUGACCAAACAGAACUGGAUCGUUCCUUGAAACGUGAAAUCGCUUCUACUUGGCAGUCUGAUGAAGUGGCUCGAGAAAAGCCAACCCCCGUUAACGAGGCUGAGCGUGGUACCCUCGUUGUCGAAACUGUUUUGUGGGAAGCCUUACCUGGAUUUUUGAAGCGUCUGAACUCUGUUAUGGAAAAAAGUCUUGGAAAGUCGCUACCGCUGGAUGCCUGCCCCGUAAUUUUUUCAUCGUGGAUGGGAGGUGAUCGUGAUGGAAAUCCUAACGUAACACCGGAUGUUACGAGAGAAGUAAACCUUAAGAAUCGGGCCCAGGCGGCUAGUUUGCUGAAACGUGAUUUUGAGCGAUUGAAGAGCGAACUGUCAAUCAUGGAAUGCAAUGAGGAACUCCGUGCAGUUGCCKGCGAAACUAAAGAACCCUACCGAGUUAUCCUGGCGAAAAUGAUUGAGAAAAUGAGUCGCACCAAAACUUGGGCAGAGGAACAACUCGAAUCAGCAAACAAUCAAUCACAGUACGGUGUGGACGAUGUCUACACUACCAAACAGGAAGUUGUGGACGAAUUGAUGAUGAUCCACCGUUCGCUCUUGGAAACUGAUAACGAGAUCGAAGCAGAUGGAUUCUUGACCGAUAUCAUUCGCAACGUGCACGCGUUUGGGCUGACUAUGGUCACCUUGGACAUCCGUCAAGAAAGUGACCGCCACGAAGAGGCCAUYGACUCGAUCACGCGCUAUUUAGGACUUGGUUCCUAUUCCGAUUGGGACGAAGAUACGAAGCUUACGUGGUUGCAACAGCAACUAGCAUCACCAAGACCUCUGAUCCGAGCUGGUGAAUGGAAUGAUCAUCCAAAGUUCUUCUCUCCUACUGCAGUUGAUACUCUUGAAACAUUUUCCAUGAUUGCCGAUCAACACGAGGGAUCUCUCGGGGCCUAUGUAAUCAGUCAAGCAACAAGUGCUAGUGAUGUUCUCGCUGUCUUGGUCUUACAGAAGGAUGCUGGUGUGAAAAAGGCUCUGCGUGUCGCUCCACUUUUUGAAACGUUGGAUGACUUGAAUGGGGCAGCGGAUACCAUGAAGAAGCUCUUUAGUCUUCCGGCAUACAUGGGUGCAAUCGAUGGAAAGCACGAGGUGAUGAUUGGGUACAGCGAUAGUGCCAAGGAUGCCGGUCGUCUGGCAGCAAGCUGGGCACAAUACGAGACUCAAGAGGCAUUGGUACGUUGCAAAUACGCUGUUUGUCAACAAAAUGAAAAUUUUCGGAUGCGUUAUUGAAUUCUGUAAUGUUUUUCGUUCUUAUCAAUUUUGUGCUCUUCUAUGUUCGACUGCAUUGUGCGCAAUUUUUCAAAUUCGAUGACAGGCCAAAGUUGCAAGGGAUGCCAACGUAGAAAUGACCUUCUUCCAUGGAAAGGGUGGAACUGUCGGAAGAGGUGGUAAUCCACAGACUUUCCAGGCCAUCCUAGCUCAUGCUCCGGAUACUAUCAACGGAAGGUUCCGUGUGACAGAGCAGGGCGAAAUGAUCAACCAGAAUUUUGGGUACCAAGAUAGAGCCGAGCGAACCAUGGACAUUUACACCGCUGCUGUAUUAGCAGAGAAAUUAACAACGCACGUCCGCCCCACAGAUGAAUGGAGAGGUCUCAUGAAAACUAUUUCAGAUGUAAGCUGCGAUGCUUACCGCAGUAUCGUGAGCGAAGAUCCACGAUUCGUGCCCUACUUCCGAUCAGCUACACCCGAGCUGGAAUUAUCGAACCUGAACAUUGGAUCACGUCCAGCCAAAAGAAAACCUACCGGCGGUGUUGAGAGUCUCCGUGCUAUUCCUUGGAACUUUUCAUGGACACAGACGCGGUUGAAUCUUCCCACCUGGUUGGGAGUGGGAGAGGCCUUCGAGAAGAUUUUAGCCAGUGACGAUGGCGAUAAACUCCGCGAAAUGUACCGAGAAUGGCCUUCCUUCCGAACUACCGUUGAUAUGGUAGAAAUGGUCUUGGCAAAGAGCGAACCCAAGAUUGCUCAACACUACGAGACCGUGCUAGUCUCAGAUGAAAAAGCCAAAGAACUUGGUGCAGAGAUUCGUGCCCUGCAUGUGCAAACCGAGGAUGCUGUUCUCGACCUGACCGGUCAUGAGAUUUUGAGCGAAGARAACAAAGUUCUGAUGCAAUUGUUGGAAGUUCGAAACCCGUAUGUUGAUGUAUUGAAUGUCUUGCAAACUGAAACUCUUCAAAGAAUCAGAAAGUUUGAGGAUGGGGAGGAAGAUAAGGUACUGAAGGAUUGUCUGCUAACUACCAUUACUGGAGUUGCAAAUGGAAUGGGAAAUACUGGUUAGACAAGUUCGGUCAUGUAAUUAUAAUAUUACUGUAUUGAAAUCAAUUGCAUAUUCGUAUUCAGUAUUGUAGCAUGUGAUUSAAAGCACACAAGAGGGAGAAGYACAAAUAUCACGCGCUGCUCUUUUCUCGACAAAGAAUUCCGCAAGCCGUGYGGGUUGGUACCCCUCCUUGUCAUGUUWUAUAUAUGUCGUUCAAYAUUUUGGUCAGAUGCUGUGUAAUAAUGGAUCAYACAUCCAUACAAAUGCUUCGAUAUUGCUCGCUACACAUAAUGCGAAGUAAUUCGUUGAGCAGUAUUAUUUAAUUUGUUUGACAGAAUAUUUUGAGUUAUCGUYUACGAUCAUAUUUUAUUACGUACAAAACUACUUUUUAAARACGGAUAACAAAARGAACCCGUUUCGUCUGUUUAGUUACCGACACCGGUAUCGACAACCGCCAUCUUGGCGGAGCGAUCCAAGAGGAUGAUGUAAUCACAUUGGUCUUCCUUGGAGGCCUUGUUGAAAAAUUUCUUGUCCAAAAGGUAUCCAGUGGCACCGGCGGCCGCGGCUCCACCGAUACCAGCGGCGGCGUAGGUGGCCCAGUGCCCAUUGUCGGGAGGAAUUUCGUCCCAUCGGGUUCCGUCACUCCAGACGAUGGCGUGCUCGUCUUCGACCGUUCCCUCGAUUUCCCAAUCUCCGGAAGGAUCGAUGAAACUGAUGGCAAAUUCUUCGUCGUGUUCUUCCUCUGUGGUGUACUUUCCUGUUGUAGGUUCUCCAGAUGGGAAACCCUCAAUGACGAGAUUACCUGCUUGAUCGUCUUUGACUUCCAAUGUGGUGAUCUCUUCUCCGUCGUAACUGACCUUCCACUUUCCACCCCAUCCAGCGGUGCGCUUCUUCGCUUGCUGUUUGUUGACAAGGUACAUGCCACCAACUCCAAGGGCUGCUCCAGCAAUCGCACCGAUAAGGGCACCGUUCUUUCCGCUUUCCUCGGUUCCCUUGAUUUCGGMCAUUGCUGCUUUGAUGUCUUCGUCCUUGAUGGUAUCAACGAGAUCAAACAUUUCUCCGUUAGCCGCACACUCGGCUUGGAUGUUAUGGUCGAGGUACUUCAUGUACGCCUCCGCGUCCGAAUCAUCUCCAAUCUGUACAAAGGUGACAGACAGAGGACACGUUUCGAAGUUUUCGGCGCACGUACCGACGGCCCUCGUUAGAGCUUCGUUGAGUUCCUCUGCAUCAUCUGGUUUGCCUGCAGUCAGUACCAGAACGGCAACGGGUCUCGUGGUGAUAUCCUUGUUUUGAAAGGCCUCUUGCAUGCAUUCGUCCAUGGCCGCUCCCAUAUUGCACGCCUGUGUGAUACAAAAUUGAACGGCAAAGRAUUUCAAUGAGUUGUYGGCRAGCGAGGUGGAGUCGUACGGCAGAGAAUGCUGCGCAAUACGAAAAUCUUUUGGGAGAACACAACAAWUUUAAAUCACUUACACCUCGUGGUGGCUUUUCGUUGACGAUAGAUUCGAGUCCCUUCGUAUUCUUGACAUUGCGAUACCAGUCGGGGCUCUCGUCACCUCCAAAGCAGACGAUGUCAACACCAUCGGGAUCAACCUUGGUAACCUGGGCGAGGAUCUUGUCGAGACCCACUACGGCUCUCUCGUAACGAGUCGGAGGAGUACCGGAGAUACGUUUCUUUGCUUUCGUUGACGUUGUCGAGCUCUKUUGAGAUUCGGACAAGGCACUGUUGAUCUCGCUCUCCAGCGUUGCGAACAUGUUCUUCAUAAAACCCAUCUUGAUGU
Molecule: messenger RNA, 5296 nt
Organism: Pseudo-nitzschia multistriata
Lineage: Eukaryota; Bacillariophyta; Bacillariophyceae; Bacillariales; Bacillariaceae
Source: the annotation of a GenBank genome assembly